Molecule: messenger RNA, 3854 nt
Organism: Chinchilla lanigera (long-tailed chinchilla)
Lineage: Eukaryota; Metazoa; Chordata; Mammalia; Rodentia; Chinchillidae
Gene: Vat1l
Product: vesicle amine transport 1-like
Exons: 9
Coding region: 141-1400 (419 amino acids)
Molecular function (GO): oxidoreductase activity
Source: RefSeq, a predicted model, not a curated record
GCCGCGGCGCUCGCCCGGCUGCAGCCAUUGCGCCUCCGAGCACCCCGCAUUCAACAGGAGGAGCCCGCGCGGAGGACCCGAGCCCCCGCGCCCUCUGCGCCCCGCCGCCGCAGCCAGUGCGCCCCGCGGCCCCGCACGCCAUGGCCAAGGAAGGCGUGGAGAAGGCGGAGGAGACGGAGCAAAUGAUCGAGAAGGAGGCGAGCAAGGAGCCCGCGGAGGGCGGCGGCAGCGACGGCUCGCACCGCCUCGGGGAUGCCCAGGAGAUGCGCGCCGUGGUGCUGGCCGGCUUCGGGGGGCUCAACAAGCUGCGGCUCACCAGGAGGGCCAUGCCCGAGCCGCAGGACGGCGAGCUCAAGAUCCGCGUCAAAGCCUGUGGCUUGAACUUCAUCGAUUUGAUGGUGCGACAAGGGAAUAUUGACAACCCUCCCAAGACUCCCCUGGUACCAGGAUUUGAAUGUUCUGGAAUUGUGGAAGCACUGGGGGACAGCGUGAAAGGAUAUGAGAUUGGAGACCGUGUCAUGGCAUUUGUCAACUACAAUGCCUGGGCAGAGGUGGUCUGCACACCUGUGGAGUUUGUCUACAAGAUCCCAGAUGACAUGAGCUUCUCUGAGGCUGCUGCAUUCCCCAUGAACUUCGUUACAGCCUACAUGAUGCUCUUUGAAGUCGCCAACCUCCGGGAAGGGAUGUCUGUUCUGGUGCAUUCGGCAGGUGGUGGAGUGGGCCAAGCUGUGGCUCAGCUGUGUUGCACUGUCCCCAAUGUGACUGUCUUUGGGACGGCUUCUACUUUCAAGCAUGAAGCAAUCAAAGACUCUGUGACCCACCUCUUUGACAGAAAUGCAGACUAUGUGCAAGAAGUGAAAAGGAUCUCUGCAGAAGGUGUGGACAUCGUCUUGGAUUGCCUGUGUGGGGACAACACUGGCAAAGGUCUCAGUCUUCUCAAGCCCCUGGGGACCUACAUUUUAUAUGGUUCGUCCAACAUGGUAACCGGAGAGACCAAGAGCUUCUUCAGCUUUGCAAAAUCAUGGUGGCAGGUGGAGAAAGUGAACCCCAUCAAGCUAUUUGAAGAGAACAAAGUCAUCGCGGGGUUUUCCCUCUUAAACCUGCUCUUCAAACAGGGCCGUGCAGGCCUCAUUCGAGGAGUGGUGGACAGACUCCUAGGACUCUACAACCAGAAGAAGAUCAAGCCCGUGGUAGACUCCUUGUGGGCCCUGGAGGAGGUGAAGGAGGCCAUGCAGCGGAUCCACGACCGAGGGAACAUCGGAAAGUUAAUUCUGGAUGUAGAAAAGACCCCCACUCCGCUGAUGGCCAACGACAGCACGGAGACCAGUGAGGCAGGGGAAGAGGAGGAAGACCACGAGGGCGACAGCGAGAACAAGGAGCGGAUGCCCUUCAUCCAGUAAGCUAAGACCCGGGCGGAAGGACGUGAAGGACCGACCUUGCGGAGGAAGAGGACCGGCUGUGAGAACUCUUCUGUGUCCCAGUGAACAAAUGCUGUAGUCCAGUGCGUGUCGUGUUUGUCCGCAGUCAGCUGAGCUAAGAAGCUGUUGAUCACUGUUGUUUUUUGGAAUUAAGUGCCAAUCCCAUUCCAUGCAGUAUUACGUCCCUCCCUGAGCUGUGUGCUGCACCCUUCUCUCUCCCCUGUAUCAAAACUAUCCACCUCCAGGUCUUUCUCCAUGGCUCUAGGAAACCCUUGCAAAUUAACACAAACCCCCAGGAUGAGAGCAAGUGUGGAUGGACAGGUGUUGUCACGGAGCACGGUGCAGGUCCUACCCUUCUGGCCAGUGAUACUCUUUGCCACCAGCCACCCAUACCUCUGACCAGAGCACUUGCCAAUUGGGCUGGCAGAAAGAGAGUAGGCCAGGAGAGGCAUUUGUGAGCCCAGAAAUGUAGACACUCUCCAAAUAGUUCUUUCUGCUCUCUCCGUUGAUGAGGUAACUGGUUACAUUCAUCGCAUAGUCUCAAGGCCACAGGUUUGAGCUGCUCUCCCCUGACCCUCUGGGGCUGGAUUCUUUCGCUGGUUCUUAUUCUUAAACACGGGGACAGGAGUGGGUUUCUUAGGAUAGGAGAUGUGUCAACAGCAUGCGUUUGAGGAUGCGUCACAGAGAUUUCUCCUCUGAGGCCAUGUGACAUGAGCAUAUCCUCCCCACGGCCAUAUAUAUUGUAUGUUAAGAAAAUUCCUCAUGUGUAGGACUAAUUCAGAUGUCAUUAUGAAGACUCUCCCGUGUUUGCAUAUUUUACCGAUUUUCCUAUUUUUUUCAUUCCUAGUCACAAGAAACCACCUUCCCCCAAGGAAGGCCUUCCUUCUAGGCCAUACAUGUUUUCGGAAAAUUCAGUGAGUGCUCUUUUGUCUUGCCAAAGCAUGUUCCAACAUGUGACAAACUCUAGGGAUUAAAAAACAGUUGCUCUUAAGCAUCUGCCAGAUGUGGAUUCUCCCCUCUGAUACCUAAGAUCAUGGUGCCAAUUCUGUAGAGCCCCUGCUCCUUGCAAAUCAGGGGCCAAACUCUCUGACUGCAUGCCCUGUUGAUUGCACAGCUCCUAAAUUCCUGUGAACCCCCACCCUAUGCCAUUUGCCUGGGCUUGAGAGCUAAAUAGUUACCCUGGAGGAAGAGGAGUCCUAGUGUCUCCACAAGGGAGUUCUUCAUUCCCUUCUUCCAGUCCUUUUGACCAAAGGGUUAAUUCUGCCACUCACAAACCAAGCUAGAAACACAAAGGGGGCCAUGGAGUUAGCACCCCACUUACUUUGUGUGAUGGAAGAGUGAGAGGGUUUCCAAACGCUCAUGUGGUUAGCAUUCUUGAAGGCAUAAGGAGGUUCCUGCAGCACCCAGCUUCUCUACCAAUAAGAUGUAGUGUGGACCUAACUCUUCCCCCAAGCGAUGGGAACAAAUCCAUUUCAACAAUUUCCUGUUUGAUUUCACAAGUCCUUCUGUAGCAAAUGUCGCUUCUUUCACCAGGUUCUUUUUUCCUCCUCUGAGCUUGUGAUGAUGACUUAUUUAUGCCAAAUAUUUAUAUGGAGGGAGUCUCUCCUCAUGGUGAAUGUACUUGUAAAAUAUGAAGGCAAGAAAGGGUGCUGAAAGUCAAUGAGCUGAAGGAUGAGAAUAUUUCAGAAGAGGAUGUCAAGGUCAUCCUCCUUUCCUACCUACGCCUGCACUCACCGGUAUCCCAGUUCUGGGCUCUCCAGAGAGAUAAUGGGGUAUUUAGCCCCCAGCACCUUUGGGAAAAGCCAUCUGAUGGCUCGUGCUUCUCCCGUAACUGUUCUGAAAGGGGCUCAUGAAAAGAACCACUGUCCAACUAGUUUUCCUAUUAAGUAAGGCAGAAAGGGCACUCUGUAGGGUUGAAGGAAUCAGAAUUACUGGCCCCGUGAGGGCUCUUUGUCCCCAACAGAGGGGGAACUGACCGUGUUCAGAAUCCAGAUGGUUCUCACAAUGUCCAGAGCAAAAGAUAAAAGGUCAUCCCUUCCAAAACCUGCUUUUUAACCAGAAAAGUUAAUCCAACAAUCACACAUUAAUCCAUCAACCACCCUAUCCUCAGAAAUCAGAAUGAGAAACCUAGAGUUUGACCAACAGCAUCAAUUUCUGCUGUGAAGAAUGAAGGGAGAACCCUUUUCAGUGAAUCAUUCCAUGAACUCUCAUUUUAAGCACCUUCUCUCCUGGCUUGUGAUUGUUUUCCUGAAGGAAGUGUAAAGAACGUCUCAGUUUGCCUUAAAGAACUGUGAAGGCUUCUCUGUAGGUUAAGCUUGAUUGGAGUGAACUGAAACAUUGUCUACUGUGUUUGUGGCUUUAGAGCUUUUGUUAUAUUGUGCCUAUAAAGCAAAUUAUGUUUACAUAAAAGAUAUAAAUAAAGUAUUCAGCAUAGCA